AUGGCUUUCCAACCAGCUUUCAAUGCUCGCCUAAUAAAUGAGGUUCGAAAACAUCCAUGUUUAUAUAAUCAUUCGAGACGUGGAAGUGGUGAUACAAUGGAACGACAUCGAUUAUGGGAAUCGAUUGCCAAGAAUAUUGAUUCGAAUUGUGCGGGUAAGCCUGAAAAUGACUGAAAAUUGUGGUUUUUGGGUGGAAAAAUGGUGAUUUUUGGCUUAAAAUGAGCUAGAAAUCAUGAAUUUUGGUUAAAAAUGAGGUUUUCUAACUGAAAAAUCGAGUUUUUGGCUGAAAAUUUGAUAAUUUUAGUGGAAAAAUGGGGAUUUUUGGCUGAAAAUGAGCUAGAAAUCAUGAAAAAUAGGUUUUCUAGCUGAAAAUCAGGGUUUUUAGUGAAAAAUCCUGAAAAUUCGGGUUUUCCAAGAGAACUACACAAAUGUUUUUUUCAAAAAUGUUUUUUUUCGAAAAUUUUCAAAAAUUUUUGCCACGUGAAUUUUAUAUACUGUAAUAUUUUGGCGCGAAAUUCAAAAAAUGUAAAUUCAGUUUUUUUGGCGCCAAGUUUUGACUUUUCAAAAAAUUUAAAUUCAGUUUUUUGGCGCCAAAAAUCCCCGAAUUCAAAAAAAUGCCGCGUGGAUUUUUUGCUCAUAAAAUUUUGAAUUUUCAAAUUUUAACUCUAAUUUUUUCGCGCCAAAAAUUUCCGAUUUCAAAAAUAAUUUUCAUAUAUCAAAUUUGGACUCAAAAAAUCCCCGAAUUCAAAUUUUUGCCACGUCAUAACUCCCCCCAAAAUUAUCGAUUUUUUGCAGCCGAAUUCGCCAAAAAACGUUGGCUUCAACUUCGUGAUAGAUAUCGAAAAGAGCUGAAAUUGGCGCUGAAAAAUGGAUUUCAAACCCCAGUAAGAUGGUGCUAUUUUAAUCAAUUAUCAUGGUUGGAUCCGUAUUUGAAGGAUAAUAUGUGAGUUUUUGGCUGAAAAUUGGCUGAAAAUCUGGAAUUUUGGGUUAUUUUAAGCUGAAAUUCAUGCAAUUUCAUGAAUUUUGAGCUAAAAAUACCUUAUUUUUGACCAAAAAUACUCGAAAUUCCUCUAAAAAUGCAGCGUAAAAGCGGAGCAUCGUUCAAAAAUCCAAAAAAUAAUUCCAGCCUGCUCUCCGGUCCGAAAAAAGAAGAGCUAGACGAAAUUGGCUCGCAGCCAAGUUUCAAUUGGUUCGAUUUUUCGUCGCUGAAUCGAAUCAAAGAUGAAAUUGAUGAUGAAAAUAGUGAAAUUCCCAUGGAAUCCUCGGUUUUGGAUCGAUUAUUGGCAAGUGCCACGAAUUCACACGCAAGAAUGCAGAGUCUGAGCCCCGAAAGUGAGUUUUCGGGCUUUUUUUGGGCCUAAAAUAGGGCCGUAUGGCUUAGAAUCGCUGAUUUUUGACCUAAAAAUCAUUGAAAACCCCCAAAAUCAACCCUAGAUCCGAAAAAGCCACAAAAACCAGCAAAUCCAAAAAAAGACCCCCCUGGUAUAAAUGGGGGCGGAGUCUAUUCCCCUAUCUCUCAAACUAGACUAUAGUUUCUAGGCAUGUUUGGGUCUCAAAAUUCUUGGGAUAACCUGUAGAUCAUGAAAAUUCAGCUUAUGUGCCUUUAAAAAUUUCACCAUGGGUCCUGCAACGAAAAUUUCUAUAGUAGAGGAACAAAAGGGGGGGGUACCUUUUUUCCGAAUUUUGGGUUUUCGAGGCAUUUUUGGUGUCAAAAUGCUUCAAAUCUUCCCUAGAUCAUCAAAAAACUACUGUAUGUCCCUUUAAAAAUCAUCCUAGACUAUUUUUUUGACCUAGUUCACCCUAUGGGGGGUAACUUUUUUUCCGAAUUUUGGGUUUUCGAGGCAUUUUUGGUGUCAAAAUGCUUCAAAUCUUCCCUAGAUCAUCAAAAAACUACUGUAUGUCCCUUUGAAAAUCACCCUAGACCAUUUUUUAGACCUAGUUCACCAUGGGGUGGGGUACCCUUUUUCUGAUACUUGAGAUUUUCCAGUCAUGUUUGGUGUCAAAAUGCUUCAAAUCCUCUGUAGAUCAUCAAAAAACUACUGUAUGUCCCUUUAAAAAUCAUCCUAGACUAUUUUUUAGACCUAGUUCAUCCUGGGGUGGGGUACCCGUUUUUCUGAUAUUUGAGAUUUUCCAGUCAUGUUUGGUGUCAAAAUGCUUCAAAUCUUCCCUAGAUCAUCAAAAAAAUACUGUAUGUCCCUUUAAAAAUCAUCCUAGAUUAUUUUUUAGACCUAGUUCACCCUGGGGUGGGGUACCCUUUUUCUGUUAUUUGAGAUUUUCCAGUCAUGUUUGGUGUCAAAAUGCUUCAAAUCCUCUGUAGAUCAUAGAAAACUACUGUAUGUCCCUUUAAAAACCCUCCCUACCCAUAUUUGGUAUCAAAACACUCCCCAAAAUUUCCAGUUUCCGUUGAAAACGACGAUUCUGGCACACAAUCAGUGGAUGAUGUUGACAUCGACGAUGAACCAGCCACGUCAUCCGAAGAACUUCUCAAUAUCAACAACACAUCAACCAGCACAACACCAUUGCCACCCACUCCAACAAUCGGCAGCACACCAACACCAUCCAAACAACAAUCGGUCGAGAAUUUGAUAGCCGCCAAUCAGGCACGGUUUGCACACCAUUUGGCGCAACAAUUGAGCGGAAUGACGCAGGUUUGUGUGAAAAUUGCGGGAAAAUGCAGAUUUUUGGUGGAGGAAUCAGGUUUCUAGGUGGAUUUUGAGCUGAGAUACGGUUAGCGCGUCAAAAGUGGGCGCUGCUUAUUUUUCUCUGCACUCUCUCAAAAUAAUGCAUAGGCGCUGCUUAUUUUUCAAAAGGGGGCGGAGCUUAUUUAGGCGCUGCUUAUUCAUUUUCCAAUGCAAAAAGUGGGCGCUGCUUAUUUUCUCUGCACUCUCUCAAAGUAAUGCAUAGGCGCUGCUUAUUUCUCAAAAGUGGGCGGAGCUUAUUUGGGCGCUGCUUAUUCAUUUUCCAAUGCAAAAAGUGGGCGCUGCUUAUUUUUCUCUGCACUCUCUCAAUUUAAUGCAUAGGCGCUGCUUAUUUCUCAAAAGUGGGCGCUGCUCAUUUUUCUCUGCACUCUCUCCAAAAUAAACAUAGGCGCUGCUUAUUUUCAAUCAAAAAGUUCCGCAGUUUUCAUGUUUAGAUAAAUAAAAAAAAAAUGUAUUCUUCAAAAUUCGAGUUCUUGUUUAAUUUGUGAAUAUAUUAAUCUAGUUGUUCUCAAAAGAAAACGAUGUUGUCGAUUUGGCCACUUCUUUGAUUUUCUCCAGAAUCUAACAUAUUUAAUGCUUCCUUCUCCUGCUUCUUCAUCUUCAACACCAGUUCCAGUAUAUUUUUGGAUAAUUUGAAUCAAAUCUGAGCGUCUAUCGAUUUCGUCAAAACCCACUCCAAUCUUUAUUGAAUGUUCAUCAAUUACUUCUUCAAUUAGAAGAAGUCUCAAGAAUUCAUCAAAUUCAGUUAACCAAAAUAUGGGAUUUCUCAAAUAUCGCUUCUCUGAUUUGAGUUGAAAUAAAUAAUCCAGUUGAAUAUUCGGAAUUUCAACGCGGUUUCGAAUUUGAGAAAGUGUAUCAAAAUCAACAAAUCCACUUGAAAUUGGAUCAAUUCCAUGUAUAUUUUUUGAAAGUAUCAAACUUUCCAGACUUUUCAAUUUGUUGAUAUUUGUUCGAUUAUAAGGAAAAUCAUCCUGCAAAAUAUAAAUCGAGCUUAAUCUUCAAAUCAAAACUCACAAGUUCAAUUCGAAUACUUUUCAAAGUUUUUGUGUUUUUCUUCAAAAUAAAAUUGAAAUAUCUCAAAGUAAUUUCGAUCAAAUCGUUUGUAUCAAAUAUUGUUGUCAAACUAAUUUCCUCAUUCAUAAAUCGACAGAUAUUAUCUUUUCCAUAUGAUAGUUUCGCUAAAAUAUAAUGAUAUUGUUCAUCUAUCGCAUGCACAAAUACUCCAAUAUUUCGAUUUUCCCCGAUUCCUUUAUCAAAUAUCAAAAUUUCAACGAUAUAAUUUUGAAAAGUUAGCGCAACUUCUUUAUUACAACCCAUUGAACACUUUGAAAAAGACCGUUUUCCUUCCAAAUCCAUCGAAUCUAUUAUCAUUCGUCUUAUAUCGUAUGGCAAAUCGAACCAGACAAUUCCAUUAUAUUCUUCUUGAAUUUCUUGAGUUUGAGAUUGUGAAAUAGAAGUCUCCAGUUGGGUUUUUUGGGUUUCCUUUCGCGAAAAACACGAGCCCAUUUUUCUAGUCUAAAAAAUCUAAAAAUGCCAGACAAAUUUUUGUAUUUCACGCACGUCCUCUAGAAAAUUCUAGAUUUUUUAAAUUAUUUUUUGUUAGAGCCGAAAAUUUUUGGGUUUUUCUCUACACGAAAAUAACACGUUUCGCAGAUUUUGUAUCCGUGUUUAAUCAAAAAAGUGGGCGCUGCUUAUUUUUCUCUGCGCUCUCUUCAAAUCAUACAUAGGCGCUGCUUAUUUUUCUCUGCGCUCUCUCAAAAUAAAACAUAGGCGCUGCUAAUUUCGAAAGUGGGCGGAGCUUAUUUGGGCGCUGCUUAUUUUUCUCUGCAUUUUCGCGUCAGAUUUGGUGUUUUAGAGAAAUCUACAGUAUUAUACAUCAUUCGACGCAUAAUUUCAUGAUCUACCCACAUUUUUGCAGCAAAUCAAGCCAAUUCCAUCGCACCAUCAACAACAUCAAGAUUUCCGACGUCAAAUGAUGCAAAAAAUCGAUUUACAACAAGUCGGAAAAGUCGCAAUUGAAUGGUUGAAUGAUGAAGAUUUGCUAUAUUCCAGAAUAAUUGGGCUGAAAUUGAAGAAAAUGGAGCCGAAGAAGCGGAAAAGGGUGAGGAGUACUGUAGCUACAGUAACCCGUAGACCUGAAAUUAAUUUUUGAAUUAUUCCAGAUGCGCGAACAAAUCAUGCAAUUAUUGGAAGAAGCCGACGAUAUUGAAAAUGACGAUUCUUGCAGUUCACAUUCAAAAGAUUCUUAG
Caenorhabditis angaria is the source of this 4948-nucleotide messenger RNA. The record is from the annotation of a GenBank genome assembly. NCBI's taxonomy places the organism in Eukaryota, Metazoa, Nematoda, Chromadorea, Rhabditida, Rhabditidae.